Molecule: messenger RNA, 1455 nt
Organism: Coregonus clupeaformis (lake whitefish)
Lineage: Eukaryota; Metazoa; Chordata; Actinopteri; Salmoniformes; Salmonidae
Product: homeobox protein MSX-2
Exons: 2
Coding region: 139-927 (262 amino acids)
Biological process (GO): regulation of transcription by RNA polymerase II; embryonic morphogenesis
Cellular component (GO): nucleus
Molecular function (GO): RNA polymerase II transcription regulatory region sequence-specific DNA binding; DNA-binding transcription factor activity, RNA polymerase II-specific
Source: RefSeq, a predicted model, not a curated record
AUGAGUUUAGACACAGACUUCAGAAGUUGAGAAGUUGUUGUCUUCUCCGUGGACAACAGUUGCCAUGCGCAUAUUAUUAUUCACUUUAAGACAAGUUCAAUUUGUUCGUCAACAUCUUAUUUUGGCAUAAUAAGAAGCAUGGAUUCUCCUGUAGAUUCGAAAGAUGGCUUUUCAACCUAUGAGGACACUCCUCGACCACGGACGCAGCUCAAGGAGCGCAAAACACAUGUAUCACCUUUACCUUUCAGUGUGGAAGCGAUCAUGUUGGAUAGAAGAACUCCUAGUGACAGAGGGAGACGCCACAGUGGUACGAUAAUCUCUCCCCUGGGGAAUUACUCUAUAUCGGUGUCCAGAGAGGCGUCUAGUCCAGAAGACUUUCCUCACAACUUUGACCCGUCUUCUUCGCUAGUUAAAUCAGAGACGUCUGAACCAGGGGACUUUGCGUCCAAUUUGUCUCCAGCGCUCAACCAGCUCAGUCCCUCCUUGAGGAAACACAAGACCAACAGGAAGCCCCGGACCCCCUUCACCACCUCCCAGCUCCUGUCCCUGGAGAGGAAGUUCCAUCAGAAACAGUACCUGUCCAUCGCAGAGCGGGCUGAGUUCUCCUCCUCCCUGUCCCUCUCAGAGACCCAGGUAAAGAUCUGGUUCCAGAAUCGACGGGCUAAAGCCAAGAGAUUGCAGGAGACAGAGGUGGAGAAACUCAAAAUGGCCACCGCAGGUGUUGGAUCCAAGCCGGGGUUCUAUCACUCGGGGUUCUCCUCGAUGCCGUUCCCCCUCUGUGUCAGUCUGGGUGGUCUGGGUGGGGGGGUCUCAGGGAUGUACGGAGGACAGGGGUACCCCUUCAGACGCACCCCUCUGUUAAAAACGGCACCACAUCUGGGAGUGUACACCUCACCAAUGGGGUACGGACUGUUCCACCUGUCCUGAAACUUUGUGUGUGUGUGUGUGUGUGUGUGUGUGUGUGUGUGUGUGUGUGUGUACGUGCGUGCGCGUAUGUGCGAAUGCGAUGAACCUUACAACAAGAUGUCAAAUGAUACCCUAACUCUCAGGGGUGCCUUGAAUAUAGUGUGCUGGACCAACUUUGAUAUAUUCAACAGAUGUGGAAGUGUGCGUGGUUAUAUGGUUUCCUGGUUUGUUACGGAAGUGCCUAGUGCUUCAAACACCUCAUAGUUCCAACACCCAUAGUACAAGCUCCAUUGCAGGGUAAUUGUUCAUUUAUUCUAUAGCCCUGACCUCCUGAACUCCUGACCUGUGCUGUAUUUGCCAAAGCUAGUUGGAUCGUUCCAUAGAAUACUGAUCUCCCGUGUGUCUGAUCACUCCCUAAAUACCAGAUUAGCUCUAUAAUAACAUAUUUAUUGAAUAAAUGUAAUAUAAUAUAUAUUUUAUUAAAUGUAUCUACAAGUGUAAAUAUUUUGUGGUCUGAUGUUGAAAAUAAAUAUUAUUUGCUGAGUAUAA